Clunio marinus is the source of this 6254-nucleotide messenger RNA. The record is from the annotation of a GenBank genome assembly. Lineage: Eukaryota; Metazoa; Arthropoda; Insecta; Diptera; Chironomidae.
AUGGAGCUGUCACAUAGUCUAACACUUAAUGAGGAAGCCUACAAUCAAAUUCCUGAGCAAAAACGCCCCGUGUUCGUCUUCGAAUGGUUAAGAUUCCUAGACAAAGUUCUUGGAGCAGCGCAGAAGUCUGACAUAAAAGGAUGUCAAAAGAAACUUGUGGAACAAUUGACUGCACAUAUGCAACAUUCACCAGGUCCACCGACUAGAAAACUUAUUGCCAGAUGCAUGGCAACUCUCUUCUCAGUUGGUGACACUUUCUUACUCUUUGAGACUGUCAACAAAUGCAAUGACAUCUUGAAGAAUAAAGACGACUCUCCGAGUUUCCUUCCAACGAAAUUAGCUGCCAUCAGCGUUGUUGGUUCGAUGUAUGAACAACUCGGUCGAAUGAUGGGAAGAUCAUAUGAAGAAACUGUUCAAAUUCUUUUAAAGUCAUUACGAAAUGCUGAAUCACAGAUGCGAAUCGAAAUCAUGAUAACGUUAGAGAAAGUUUGUGCAGGAAUGGGAAAUGCAAUUUCGAAUGUUCACAAAGAGAUUUACAAAUCAGUUCGUGUUUGUUUAUCAGAUCGUGUAAUGUCAGUGCGUGUUGCAGCUUCAAAUUGUCUUUUGGAAAUGUUGAAACAUGCGCCGUUUCUCUACACAACUGAACUUGAAUCGAUGGCUUCGCUUUGCUUUCGUGGAUUUGAAGGAUCGACAUAUGAAGUCAGAUGUGCUGUGGCAAAUUUGUUAGGAAAUUUAAUCGCUCAAACUCAACUCUAUCAGCAGGCUAAUGGAAAAAGUUUAGCAGCAACUCAAACACUUCCAUCAUCAUCGUCAGGGAACAAAUUACGGCCAACAUCGUUGGAUGAAGCUUUGGGAAUUUUAAUGUCAGGUUUUCUUCGUGGCGGUGCUUCUUUCUUGAAAGGAACUGGAGAAAUGAUUAAAGGAUCUUCAGGAUUGAAUCGUGAAGUUCGUGUCGGUGUCACUCAUGCUUAUGUCAUCUUCAUUCAAACAAUGGGAUCAGUUUGGCUAGAGAGAAACAUGCAAACCUUCCUUGUUCACAUUCUCGAUUUAGUGGCCAAUCCUAAAGCAGCUUCGUCACAUGUCGAUGCUGUUUAUUCACGUAAAUGUAUCAACUUCAUCCUACGAUCGAUUGUUGGUAAAAUGUUAGGUGAAAAAGCUCAAUCAUCAGCAUGCAAGGAAUUGAUACAUAUCGUUGCAAAACAAAUGAAUUCCAUUGACUUUAAUCCUGAGAAUGCUAAAGACGCGAAUCAAGAAACACUUUUCAGUCAACACUUGUUGGUUUGUGCACUGCAAGAAUUGGGAAGUCUCACAAUAGGACUCGGAACAACUGCACAAAAUCUUCUUUCAGAUCAAUCUUUAAACUUUAUCGAUGCAGUUUGCGCUGUUCUUGUUCAUCCUUGUCUUGCAGCACGUCUUGCUGCUGCAUGGUGUCUUCGAUGUGUUUGUGUUGCUGUUCCAAGUCAAAUUACUCCCUUAAUUGAUCGUUUUCUUGAUGCAAUUGAGAAGAUGAGGUCAUCACCUGAUGCAAUAUCUGGUUACAGUGGAGCACUUGCAGCAGUCGUUGGCAGUGUCAAAUAUUCGCCUUUGGGCGUUCCACACACGAAAGGAAAAAUUAUUUUCAACACAGCUGAAGAGUUGUUGAGAACUGCAAGUCAAAACUCACGUCUUAGCUUGAAUCGCACACAGAGUGGAUGGCUUCUUAUCGGUUCUAUUAUGACACUUGGAGUUCCAGUGGUGAAAGGUUUACUGCCAAGAAUGUUGUUGUUAUGGCGAAAUGCUUUUCCAAGAUCAACGAAGGAGUUGGAAUCGGAAAAAGCUCGAGGCGAUGCUUUUACUUGGCAAGUGACACUUGAAGGACGUGCUGGAGCUUUAUCCGUCAUGCACAGUUUCCUGCUUAAUUGUGGCGAACUUUUGACUGAUGAUAUUACGAGAAGGUUGCUGACACCCAUUGAAAGCGCUCUGGCGAUGCUAAUCAAUAUUUCGCCGAUUAUUAAGAGUUAUGGUCAACACUUGAAAGCACCAGCAGCAAUGGUUCGACUUCGUUUAUACGAAACUUUAACUUUACUUCCUUCAAACUCCUUGGAAUCUUCUUACACGCAUUUGCUGCGAAUGUUGAUGGAACCAAAUCGUAAAGCUGAUGAUCAUUUACAACCAAACAGUGCUUCCGGUUCUGGAGCUUUAGAACACGAUCCUUGUUGUCUUUAUCGACCGCUAUCGAAAUCCGAACAAUGUCCUGGACCACUUCCACUUGGUGUAACUGUCAUCGACACAAGUGCAAUGCUUUUUGGGAAUAUUUUCUCUCGUGUGUCAAAUAAACAUCGACUGCAAAUGUUGGACCAUUUCGGUGAGUGCAUAAAGCAUGCAAAGAGUCAAAGACAAGAAGCUGUUCAAAUGAACAUCUUCACCGCAUUACUGUGUGGAUUGAAGGGAUUGACGGAAAGUAAAAGUUCAAUUGGUCAGGAAGAUGUGAGAAAGUCAGCAACGACAUUGAUCAUCAACGCUCUUGUCAGUACAAAUCCAAUCUUAAGAUGUGCUGCUGGUGAAGCUUUAGGAAGAAUCGCGCAAGUUGUUGGAGAUUCACGCUUCACAGCUGAACUUGCACAAACAAGCUUCGAUCGAUUGAAGUCAGCACGAGAUGUUGUGACAAGAACUGGUCAUUCACUUGCACUUGGAUGUUUACAUCGUUAUGUGGGUGGCAUGGGAUCGUCACAACAUUUGAAUACAAGUGUCAGUAUUUUACUUGCAUUAGCACAAGAUGGAUCAUCUCCAGUUGUUCAAGUGUGGUCACUUUACGCAUUGUCGUUGAUUGCUGACUCUGGUGGUCCAAUGUUCAGAGGCUACAUCGAACCAGCUUUGUCAUCGGGACUUAAAUUAUUAUUGACAGUUCCGCAAUCACAUGUCGACGUUCAUCAAUGCAUUGGACGAGUUUUGGCGGCACUCAUCACAACCAUCGGUCCUGAACUUCAAGGCAAUGCGACUUCAAUUUGUUCAGUCAGAUCGAACUUCCUUUGUGCUUGUGCAGUUAUGCAAGCUCAUUCAGAUCCAUUGGUUCAAGCGGAAGCGACUGGAUGUCUACAACAACUUCAUCUCUUCGCACCACGUCAUGUCAUUCUAUCAACACUCGUUCCAACACUUUGUCGCAAUCUUUCAAGUAAUUAUCUUGUGCUGAGAAAAGCUGCAAUUUCCUGUCUUCGACAGUUGACGACAAGAGAAGCAAAAGAAGUAACUGAACAUGCAAUUUCCAUUUUUACUGAUGAUGAUGGUUUAUUGUCGGAAUAUGGUUUGAUGGGAAUGUUAUUUGCAAUGUUAGAUACCGAAUCAGACCCGGAAAUGAUUAAAAACAUUCACGACACAAUUGUGUCGAUGCUUCAAAUGUUGGCAGCUGAUAAUUUGUCGCAAUGGUUGAGCAUGUGCAAACGUGUUUUGACAGUCGCUUCUGAAAGUGAAAUGGCAGCCGAAGGGCUGAAAAUUGAAAGUGAAGCGGAUGAAGAUGAUGAUAAUGCUGAGUUUCAUACUGACGAAUCGACACAAACACAUCCAGCUGUUCAACCACGUUGGAUGACGCGUGUUUUUGCUGCUGAAUGUGUUCGAAGAAUCAUCACGACAUGCGAGCAAGGAAAUGCCAAACAUUUCGAUUUAAUUGCAGCGAAAGAUUUGCAUAAUCGUGGAGAUUAUCUUGUGCUUCAUUUGUCAGAUCUUAUUCGAAUGUCGUUUAUGGCAGCGACAAGUGAUUCAGAUCAAUUACGACUUGAAGGGUUGAAAACACUUCAAGAAAUUAUCGAUAAAUUUGCGAGAGUUCCAGAACCCGAAUUUCCCGGUCAUUUACUUCUUGAACAAUUUCAAGCACAAGUUGGUGCUGCUUUACGUCCAGCAUUUGCAACUGAAACUCCAUCACAUGUGACAGCAGCAGCUUGUGAAGUUUGCAGUGCAUGGAUAGGCUCAGGUGUAGCGAGAGAUUUGAAUGACUUGCGACGAGUUCAUCAAUUGUUGGUGCAAAGUUUAAGUAAAUUACAAACAAAGACAAAUUCGACGCAACUUUAUAAUGAAAGUAUGACGACACUUGAGAAGUUGAGCAUUUUGAAAGCGUGGGCGCAAGUUUACAUCGUUGCAAUGCUUAGCAAUGGUUCUUCACCAGCGAAUCACGUGCUGAAGAAGCUGAAAAGUGUUCAGAAUUCAUUUUCAGCUCCAUCCGAUGAUGAAAUCUUUGAAGAUUACGAAUCACGUGGUGAAAGUUUGUUGAGUCUCGUGCAACCAGAAUUGGAGAAUUUAUCAAGAAAUUGGUUGGCUGCAUUACGUGAUUAUGCGUUGUUGUCACUUCCACCAGAAUAUUCAAGUCAACUUCCACAUGAUGGUGGUGCUUUCUCCACACCCGACACAAUCAACAGUUCAAAACCACAUUACCAGUCAUCAUGGCCGCAAAUUCUCUACGCUGCUUCAUUAUGGCUUAAUUCAGGUGGUUUUGAGUUGGGCUUAAAGCCGACAACUACCUCUGAGAAUGACAUGAACAACAGCGAAGCAAAAACCCAAACAAUAUCUCAUGGUAGUUUAAGUGCUGAUCGUUUUCAUCUCAUUUUUGGUAUCUGCAUGGAGUCGUUGUGCUCGACCAGAUCAAAUGAGAAAUUGGAUUGCGUCAUUGCAUGUUUGCAAUCACUUUACACAAUUUUCGAUUCGAAAUGGGCACGAACAACAAUGAAUAAGGAUAAAGAAUUAUUAAUUGAACUUUGCAAUGUUCUUUAUCGUCAAAUUUUAACCAGAGAUAGUUUGGAAGUUCAACUUCUUUCCAUUGAAAUAAUGAAGCAAUCAAUUUUAAUUGCAAAAGAAUCGCUUGAAAGAAAUGUUAAAGAUGGAAAUGGAAAUGAGAAUGUUGAUGACAAUAGAAAUGAAAAUGAAGAGAAGGAGGAAGAUGAAGAUAAAGAAGAAGCUGAACAUAAUGUUGAACCAGGAAAAUCUCAUGUUUAUGCUGUACUGGAAGUGACGUUAUGUCUUCUCGCUCGACAUUGUCCUGAACUUAAUCCAUCGCAGACAACGCGUCUAACAAGCGAUAAAAUGAUGUCAAGUCAAAGCUCAAAUGGAAACUUCAGAUUGAAUGAUGAUAACAACAUGUUGGUGGCGUUUGCUCUACAUGCAAUGGAAGAUCUUCCAAGUUUAUGUACAGCAGAAGGAUCUGUGAAAAUUCUUCCGACAAUUCUUUAUUUAACGACGGGGGUCAUUCAGGAAAUGGCAACUAAGUCAAUUCAUGACAGUACAAUUGUUGCAAAUUGUGCAUCUAUUCAAGCGGCUCUUCAUCUGCUCAAAACUUUGACGACACACAAAUAUUCGAACGAUGACAAAUCAUGCGACGAAUGGCGAAAAUUUCUGCAAAGUGCUUUAGCCAAAAUUAUUGAUUUAACAAAAACUGGGCCGAAAGAUGAUAAGAAAUUAGACGAAGUGACGAUGAUGCUAGCAAUCGCUGUUUUUAUCUUGCACACACCGAAAAUCGUGAUGAUGCCAACAUUUCAAUAUCCAUCGAUUAAUCUUUUCCGUCAAUGCUUCCAAAGCGAUUCGAAUUUGGUUCGUUUGAAGUGCGUGCAAACAGUGAAAUCGAUUUUUUUGAAUGCUGAAUUGAAGGUUGCGACACCUUACAUUCACGCAAUAGCGCCGAGAAUUAUAGAAAAUCUAUUCGCUGACAACACGAAAACACCGAAGGAUGAAAUUGAAUUGGCGUUGGUUUUGGAAAGCAUCACAACUGUUGAUUCUUUAAUCACGUUGGCGGAACCACAAAAUCAAACAUUUCGUGACGAAUUUAAAUCUCUCAUGAGUCAAUCACCUGAAUUGAGGAUGAAAUUGGAAUCGGCUGUAAGAAAUCAGCAACAAGCGGCGAGUAUUCAAAAGACGUCACUUGAAACAGAAGCUGAAAAUAAGACAUCAGUUCAAGCUCAACAACCAUCGAUCAAAUUGAAAACAAAGUUUGAGUUUUCUUAAAAACUUGUAAUGAAAACGUUUGCUAGAAAAUUUCUUAGAUAUAUCAACUUUAAUUGACUGAAGUGUGAAGGUGAUGUAAGAGAAUGCUAAAAUAUUUAUUCAAGAAUGAUUAAAGUUGCUAUUAAUUUUACUUAUCUACAGUUUAUUUACCAUUUUAGUCGCAUUUUAAAGUUUUAUUUUUAUAACGACAGAUAAUUUUUCAUUUAAAAAUGUAUUUUAAUUAAAAGAAAACAAAAAUGUGUAGUAGAGAGAAAUCUUCUGAAUUAAUAAACAAAAUAUAUAAAAGAAAUGUU